AUGUCGGCGGACGCUGCCGAGUCCGACAGCGAGCUGCAGGCCCGUAGCCAGCAGAGUCCUCUGGCCAGACAGCGAGCCAACGCAGAGAACCCUCGCCGGAGUCGAUUUGAGAACCUGUUUCCUCUUGGGUAUAAAGAAGGCUUCAGUCAGUGGUGGAGCAAUCUUCCCGCGGCCCAGGCGGAACACAAGGUGCUGUCCUUCAUACCCUACCUACAAACGCCGCCUACACACACCCAGACGGGGUCUGAACCUCCCUCGCAAAACCCUUCGACCUUGUCUGUAGUCGACACAUCCCCCUCUGCGAAAGCAGCGCCCAUCACAACAAACUCCAUCACAGACCCCUAUGGCCCGCGGACCUGGCAUUCGCGCAUGGUCACUUUGUCUGGCAAGAACAGAGCUCUGAAUGAGUUCUCCGUGGAACGGACGGGAGAAGAGGCUGACCAAAACUUGGUUAUCUUGCACGGCUAUGGAGCAGGGCUGGGGUUCUUCUACAAGAACUUUGAAGCUCUAUCCAGGGCCAAGGGGUGGCAAUUAUACGCCCUAGAUAUGCUGGGCAUGGGCCGCUCGUCUAGGCCGCCAUUCAAGAUCAAGGCCAAGGCGCGCGAGGAACAGAUAAGAGAGGCAGAGAAUUGGUUUAUCGAUUCGCUGGAAGAGUGGCGCGUCAAACGAAACAUCGACAAAAUGACUCUGGUUGGCCAUUCGAUGGGUGGCUACAUGGCCGUAUGUUAUGCGCUGAAGUAUCCGGGACGACUGAACAAACUUAUCCUUGCGUCGCCUGUUGGUAUCCCGGAGGAUCCCUAUGCCACCCAUGCCGCAAUGCCCGAGCCGCCCGAGUCGACCUUUCAGAGUGAAUUUACCCAAGACCAGCAGACCGAAAGCACGGCACACAAAGACAAUAAUAACUUCCUGAAUGCUCGUCAAAAAGCAGAGCAGGCCCAACAGAAUCCCAACCCCAAUCGUCUUCCGGCAGAUCAGACAGGAGCAUCUACUCCACCCAAACGGCCAUAUCCCCGGUGGCUGACCUAUUUAUGGGACGCAAAUAUCUCGCCCUUCAGUUUCGUUCGGUGGACUGGUCCUUUCGGACCACGAUUGGUUUCAGGCUGGACGAGUAGACGCUUCUCUCAUCUUCCCUAUGAAGAGGCACUUGCGCUGCACGACUACAGCUAUAGCUUGUUUAGGCUUCGGGGCAGCGGAGAGUACGCUUUGGCUUACAUUCUGGCUCCUGGUGCUUUUGCCAGAAGUCCAUUGAUUCGACGGAUUCAUGGCGUCGGUCGGCAGCCGCUUCCAAGUAGUGAGCCUUCAGCAGAACCAGCCUUCGAGAAGGGUCUACCAGUUGUGCUGAUGUAUGGCGAAAACGACUGGAUGGAUGUCAAGGGCGGAUAUGCAGCAAAGAAAAAGAUCGACGCCGAACGUGAGCGAGCCCUGAAAGGGAAGUCAAAAGCCGAAGUAGCUGAAGACCAGGGCGCUGCCAAGGUGGUCAUCAUCAAGAAAGCUGGUCAUCAUGUCUACCUGGAUAGCCCAGAGGAAUUCAAUGAUGUCAUGCUCGCUGAGAUGGAGGAUGUGAGGAAACGCAGCCAAGGACUGAAAUAG
This is a messenger RNA of Exophiala spinifera, 1590 nucleotides long. RefSeq lists its product as uncharacterized. NCBI's taxonomy places the organism in Eukaryota, Fungi, Ascomycota, Eurotiomycetes, Chaetothyriales, Herpotrichiellaceae. Gene Ontology annotation, biological process: cardiolipin acyl-chain remodeling. Gene Ontology annotation, cellular component: mitochondrial inner membrane. Gene Ontology annotation, molecular function: A2-type glycerophospholipase activity. The record is from RefSeq and is a predicted model, not a curated record. Bases 1 to 1590 code for a protein of 529 amino acids. The transcript has a single exon.